This is a messenger RNA of Hevea brasiliensis (rubber tree), 2235 nucleotides long. RefSeq names its product AT-rich interactive domain-containing protein 6-like. Gene Ontology annotation, cellular component: nucleus. The transcript is spliced from 14 exons. Gene Ontology annotation, biological process: regulation of transcription by RNA polymerase II. Gene Ontology annotation, molecular function: DNA binding. The record is from RefSeq and is a predicted model, not a curated record. Lineage: Eukaryota; Viridiplantae; Streptophyta; Magnoliopsida; Malpighiales; Euphorbiaceae. Bases 211 to 2049 code for a protein of 612 amino acids.
UGAAAACAGCCUUUAAAUAGCAGGAGUCCAGGAGAGCAUAUAAUUAGGAGGGAGAAUCAGAGGACAUGCUCUGUGAUAUUAGGGUUCUUCUUCUUCUUCAUUGAAGCCAGAAGCCUAAGCUUCUCUCCCUCAUCCCGAAAUCGUCCCUGUCCUUUUCAUUGCAGGGUUUCAACUCAAGGAAUGAGAACACACAUAAUCUAGGAAUUAGAGAUGGACAAUAUCAUAGAGAAUGAGGAUGAAUCAGCUCAGUCACUGCCACAUCCUCCAGCUGGUGACUUGCCAAUUGAAGCACAGCCAGUUCCAGUUGAACAACUUGACCAUGAUAAAAGCCCAGAGUUGAAGACCAAUACUGAACCUCUGACUGAGGCUGUCCUUAUUGAUAACCAUGUAGAGUUGAAAACUGGUUCUCAACAACAUCAGAUUGAAGCAGUUUCCAAUGAUGACAAUGUGGAGUUGAAGGCCAGUUCUCAAAACCCACAGGCUGAGGCAGCCCCUGAUGUUAAUAAUGUGAACUUCAUGUUCAGUCCAAAACAACAUCAUACUGAAGCAGCCCCGAGUGAUAAAAGUGUGGGGUUGAAGACCAGCCCUCGAAACCCUCAGGUACAGUCAGCCCCUAAUGGUAAUGAUGUGAACUUGAGUUCCAGUCCAAAACAACGUCAGACUGAAGAAGCCCCUGCUCCUCGUGAUAAAAGUAUGGAGUUGAAAUCAGCCUUACAUGAAUCCCUGCAGGUUUCUCCUUCCCCAACUCCUUUAGAGGGCGAGAAAAGUUUACUCAAGCCUGAAACUGAACCUGCUACCGAGAAAAGACCUGAAGCCAAUGAAACUUUUGAUUAUAAAUCUAAAUAUUACGGUAUUGAUGGCACCACCAUUUCAACCAGUUGUCUUGAAACGUCUAAACCUCCUGCAAAUGCCAAAGUUGAACCUUCUGAAGUACCAGAAAAUAAAUCUGGCCAUCAUGCUGGCACCCUGCUUAAAGAGCAAAAUGAACCUGCUACACCUCAUGCAGGAUGUUCAAGCAUUAAAACUGAACUUGAAAACAAGAGAGAAUUGAAUAAUGUAAUGAAUAAAACAGAUAUUGCUACACCCCAAAGUAAUGGCAACUCAAGCUCAAAGUACUCAUUUCUUCUGGAUGAUGAUCAUGAUGGUAACGAGUCAGGAACAGAGGAUGAGCAAUGGGCAUUUAUGAAGGAGCUUGAAAAUUUCUUUAGGGAGAGGAGCAUGGAGUUCAAGCCUCCUAAGUUCUAUGGAGAGGGAUUAAAUUGUCUGAAGUUGUGGAGAGCUGUUAUGAGAUUGGGUGGCUAUGAUAAGGUGACUUCAUGUAAGCUGUGGCGGCAAGUGGGAGAAUCCUUUAAACCCCCAAAGACAUGUACUACUGUUUCAUGGACAUUUCGAGGGUUUUAUGAGAAGGCACUUCUUGAUUAUGAAAGACAUAAAAUGUGUGGUGGUGAGCUUAAUGUACCCCUUAGUUCCAACUCAGAACCCAUGAACAUUGACAGUCAGGAACCUGGAUCGGGUAGAGCACGGAGAGAUGCUGCAGCACGUGCAAUGCAGGGUUGGCACUCGCAACGUCUUCUUGGUAAUGGAGAAGUUAGUGACCCUAUCAUUAAGGAUAAGAAUUCUCUCUCUUUGCAAAAGCGUGAAAAACAGCUUAAAAGCCUUGGUUUACUUAAACGCAAGAAACCUUCAUACAUGGAACAUGCCAUCAAAGCUGCACGCACCAAAACAUCCAAACCACAAUUGGAUGUAGAGGUAGUUGACCUUGGACCUCCAGCUGACUGGGUGAAGAUCAAUGUGCAGAGAACAAAAGAUUGCUUUGAGGUAUAUGCUUUAGUACCAGGGCUUCUUCGUGAGGAGGUCCGAGUUCAAUCAGAUCCAGCAGGACGAUUGGUCAUCAGUGGUGAACCUGAGCAUCCUGAUAAUCCCUGGGGUGUCACUCCUUUCAGAAAGGUGGUUAGCUUACCCUCAAGGAUCGAUCCACAUCAAACUUCAGCUGUGGUGACCCUGCAUGGACAACUUUUCGUACGUGUCCCAUUUGAGCAAACAGACUAGAUAGGAGUUUCGCAAAUGUCUAUGUCCUAUCCCCCUUAUAUUGUACAAGUGGUUAGGAGGUUAGGGCGUAAGUUUAACAGCCCAUUUCCCUCCACAUAUUUAAGUUUUGAACUCUGAUGUAUGCGACUUGUAAUGGAUUAUUAUUAUUAUUAUUAUUAUUAUUAUAAUUUCCCAAUAUUUAGGAUG